This is a messenger RNA of Tarenaya hassleriana, 1260 nucleotides long. RefSeq names its product DNA-damage-repair/toleration protein DRT100-like. The transcript is spliced from 2 exons. Gene Ontology annotation, molecular function: protein binding. The record is from RefSeq and is a predicted model, not a curated record. Lineage: Eukaryota; Viridiplantae; Streptophyta; Magnoliopsida; Brassicales; Cleomaceae. The coding region runs from base 23 to 1126 and encodes 367 amino acids.
CCACAACGUUAUCUUCACAGACAUGAACACAACAAUAAUGCAUCACUACGUUGUCGUUUUAGCACUCCUCCUCCUCACUCCGGCGGUCACUUCCUGCCCGGAGUCCGACCGGAGGGCGCUCCUCGCUUUCCGGGCAGCCCUCCACGAGCCCUACCUCGGGAUAUUUGAUACGUGGCAAGGCCAAAACUGUUGCCGGAAUUGGUACGGAAUAAGCUGUGACGCCAUCACCCACCGCGUCGCCGACAUCAACCUCCGUGGAGAAUCUGAGGAUCCCAUUUUCGAGAAGGCUCACCGUACCGGAUUCAUGACCGGAAAAAUUUCGCCGGCAAUAUGUGACCUGACUCGCCUCUCAGCCAUCACAAUCGCAGAUUGGAAAGGUAUCUCCGGCGAAAUCCCGCGUUGCAUCACUCGCCUGCCGUACCUCCGUACUCUGGACCUAAUCGGGAACAGAAUCUCCGGCGGGAUUCCGUACGAUAUAGGACGGCUAAACCGGUUAGCCGUACUAAACAUAGCCGAUAACCGGCUCUCCGGUCGGAUCCCGCGGUCCUUAACCAAUCUGUCAACACUCAUGCACUUGGAUUUACGCAACAACAAUAUCUCCGGCAUGAUCCCUCCCGAUUUCGGCCGGCUCCGGAUGCUAAGCCGGGCCUUGCUAAGUGGUAACCGGAUCACCGGUCGGAUUCCACGUUCUGUGGCAAGCAUUUACCGGUUAGCGGAUCUUGAUUUAUCGGCGAACAGGCUCUACGGCCGGAUUCCGGAGUCACUCGGCCGCAUGGCGGUUUUGGCGACGUUGAAUCUCGACGGAAACAGAAUCUCCGGCGAGAUUCCGGCCGCUUUGCUGGCGUCAUCGGUGAUGAAUCUGAAUCUCAGCAAGAACGUGCUGCAGGGGAGGAUCCCCAACGCAUUCGGACCAAGGUCGUAUUUCACGGUGAUCGAUCUAUCGCACAAUAAUCUCCGCGGACCAAUCCCGGGAUCGAUCUCUACGGCGUCGUUUAUUGGGCAUUUGGAUCUUAGCCAUAACCAUCUCUGCGGCAAGAUUCCGGUGGGUUCUCCGUUCGAUCAUCUUGAAGCGACGUCGUUUGAGUUCAAUGAUUGUCUCUGUGGGAAACCACUUGGAGCUUGCUAAGAAAGAAUAAAAGGAGCUUGAUUUUAAAUUAUGUAAUAGUAUAGUGUUUUAUGUAACAUAAUGUUAAUGAUUGUAUUUAGUAUUUUACAUAUGCAGGCAUUUUAUGACUGUUUUAUAAUUUUUAUUUGCAUGAA